CGGAACGUGGGAAUGACAGGUGAAGAAUCGGCAGCGUAUUCGCGAUGGACGAGUUGGGAGACUGCGGCAGUCCUGCCGAAUUGAGGGGAUUAUAGGCUGUCUCGGUACAGAUUGCACGGUUUAAACCUAGUUCAACUAUGCUAGACAUCCGUGCAAAUUACAAGCUUGCGACGUGUCUUUAAUAGCAAUUCGGGGACAUUGUUGCUAUAUAUAUGAUUUGCGCACUAUCCGUUUUUAAUGUCCUCUGCAAGUGGAAGGAAAGAACUUAAACAGGUUCGUCCGCUUCUUCUGGUGGUUUCAUCUUGCAAUUGCCAGUCCCCGGAGGUUGCCAGGGAUGCUGGAAUCAAUCCGAGUAACCGAAAAGCUUCGUUGGCCAGAGUUGGAGCUAGCCAAAAAAUCAGUUUUAUUGAAUCCCACUGAAAGAAAUGACACGGGCCAAGCAGAUCUCCAGCAAGUCUCUGUCGGCAUUUUGAAGGAAAUAUUCACGGGAAGCAAUGGUUACAAUGUCUUGUUGUCGUCAAAGGGAGAAAAGAAACGUUUAUCCUCCAACCAUCACAAAAAGCACCGAAAAUCUGCCAAGCCAUCAGCUGUGAUGCGAUACAAGGAACGCCGGACCCCCAGUUCCUCUGUGCCACUGGUUGACAAGGAAUGGUGUCUUGGAAGUGGGCAUACUGCAUUGCUCAUGGGCAGUUUAGUUGCUAGCGGUUCAAAAUUUCCACUCGGUAUAUCUGUGGUAGGAAGUGGAAUUGGUCUGUCCCAAAGGCCGAAAGGUAAGAUAAGAAGGCUUUAUUUUUCAAGCCUGCAGAGGUCCAGUUUGCCUGUUGGACAAGGGAAAGACAGUGAAGGCACCACUCGUAGACUCUGCAUCCUGACUGCCGUUAAACCAUCAAAUGUGGAGAAGGAGAAAGUCAAGUUCUUCAAGUCUGAGUUUACCUACAAUCCACAGUUUGAAUAUGCUAAUCCUGCUUUGCCCAAUGUGUUAGCAAGACACAGUAUCGCUUCAGAGAAGUUUCUUCUGCAGGCAAUUAAGAUAAUGAAAAUAGCUCUGCAGAAAUAUGGCAGCUAUGAGAAGUUUGAACAAGCGACAGGAGGAAGUCUGCUCACCAAGAGCCGCAUCUGGUUUUACGUGAAGAAGUACAUGGAGAGGGAGGACUGCCUUGGUGAUAUUGCAGUCCACUUAACAGAUGAUCUACUUUCCCGUGCCUCUAUGACAAUAGUGAACGGACGUCCGACUCUGACCAUCAAUGUUUCUACUGCUCGAGAGCACUGGCUAGAGGGAAUGUUGAGACAUGAGAUAGGUACCCAUUACCUUCGAGGUUUAAACAACAAUCUACAGCCCUGGUGUAACUGGAAUGGUCGUAAAAAAUAUGGGCUUAAACCAAUCAACCCAACUGAAGAGGGACUGGCCAGUAUUCACAGUGUGCUGUUCCACAAGGACCCUUUCCUCUGGAGAGCAGCUCUGCUCUACUACACAGUCUACCAGGCCAGUCACAUGUCCUUUAGGGAGCUCUUCCUGGACAUUGGGAAAUUUGUGGAAAACCCAAACACUCGGUGGGAUUAUUGUGUGCGAGCCAAACGUGGUCAGACUGACACAUCACAACCAGGCUGUUUUAGCAAAGACCAAGUCUAUCUGGAUGGCAUCCUUAAAAUUCUGAGACACAGAGAUAACAUCGACUUCCAGCUUUUAACAGCACUGGGAAAGGUGUCUUAUGAAGAUGUAGACCGGCUAAAGGUUAUUGCCAUAUUGCAGAAUGCACAGAUACCUCACUUCAUGCGAAAUCAAGGUCGGUAUCUGGAGCAAUUGGACAAGAUCAUGGAAGUGAAUGGGUUGACAGACUGCGAACUCCAGGUUUUGGUUUGAAAGGAAUUGUGACCUCUGUAGAUUGCCCAGUUACUGAGAUUUUCCAAGCUAUUGCCACAUCUGUAGAAGUGAAAGUACUAUUAUCAUUCAGAGUUGGAAACAUGUUUAACAGGCAAUUUGUAUUUGGCUAUGUCUAGUGUUUGUAGUUUAUAAAUCACUUAAAGGCAGCAAGUAAUUUCUAAUUUGAGGAUUGAAGUACUAAGUAUAGCAGAUUACGUAAUUAUAUUUUAUGUUUAUGGUAUUGAGAUGAAAACUGAAUAUGUUUUGUUUUAAAAAAAAAACAAAAAAAAACUUGAGAAAAAGAAAUUGCCUGGAAAACAUUUAUUUGUGCAGCUAAGAAUGUAAGGAUAAAGUGCUAUGCAUAAAGGAUUCUAACAGGAGUAACAAACCAAAACAAUAAUCAGAGCUGUGGUCAUCAGCAUGGUAUUGAAUUUGCCUGAAUGUUUAUAGCAUUACUUAACAUAUAUAGCAUUUCAUCUCUGUCUGUGAUAUGAUGGAUGUAUCAACUUACCUCCAUGAGGGGGUUGUGUUCAACUGCCAGAGCGAUAUAUCCAGUGGCCUGCGUUAAUUAUAAACAUCAGCGUUACACAGAAUUUCUGCUAAAGAAAUUAAUGACUAGUAAUGAAGAAAAUCUGCAACAAAAAUUCUACACAUUACAAUUGUCAUGUUAAUAAUCUCUGUAUACUUGUCUCAUUUCACAUUGUUUAGUCAUGUAAAGCUCUGUUAAAAAUGUAAUUGUGUCAAUUUCCUUCUAUUGUUCUUCAAAUUGAUGUCUCUUCUCUGACCCACAGGCAGACUGCUAUCUGGGGCAUUGAGAAAAAGUAUUGCUGAAGUUGCCUCCCACUUAUAGCCAUUACAUAGAAUGUACAGCACAGACACAGGCCAUUUAACCCAACUGAUCCACACCAGUGUUUAUGCUCCACACCCUUCCUCACCUAGCCCUAUCAGCAUACUCUUCUAUCUUUUUCUGUAUGUAUUUAUCUAGCCUGCCCUGAGUGCAUUUAUGCUUUUUAUCUCAAUUACUCAUUGUGGAGAGAGUCCUUCAUUCCAACCACUCUGAGUAAAUAAGUUUCUCUUGAAUUCCAUAUUGGAUUCAUUAGUGACUCUUUUAUUUAUGACCUCUAGAUUUGGCCUUAUCCCACUAGUGGAAACAUUGUCUCUACAUCUAAGGGUUAAUGGGCAGAAAAUUUACCCUUAGAGAAGCUAAAACACACUACAUUGCCAUAUUUCAGAAGCAGCAAUGAUGUGUUUUGGCCCAAUUAGGAACUUCCCAUCUUUUUUGGGAGUUGGGGAGAUGUGGGGAAAGAGGUGUAAUGGAAGAGAGAAUAUUUGACCUUCAGGAGAUUAUAUAAUGUCUGUGGCUGCCAAAAAUUGAUGGCUGAAUUUCAUACUUCGUUCUCAUUAUUUACACCUGAGCAUAAAUAAACAUUCAAUAUGUAAUUAAAUUAUAGUUGCUUUUCUGAACGUGCUGUGCAUUAUUUAAGGAUUAAAUGAGUGCCAGUGCUACAUUGUUGUAAGUGUAGUGUUGUGUAUGCUGUCGAGUUUCUGGCCUCUUUUCCCAGGCCAUCAGAGAAAUAUGACUGUGGAUCCUACCCUUCAUAAAUAAGCCAAACACAACUGGCAUUUCAAUAGUGUAGGUUUUCUCUAUGCUGAAAACCCAGUCCUGCUAUCCUGGAUAAAAAGUAGUUUCAUAUCUCAUCACUGUCCUCACAUUUGACAGGUUGAGACCGGGACUAUGGCAAGGAAAGCUGCCAGUCCCAGGGACGCAAGUUAUUAUUCAUCAACUAAUCAGAGUAGGCCUGGACUCUUGUCUGAUCUUGCUUCUAGAAUGCCACCUGGACCUCUAAACUGAGAGUUCUAAACUGAGCUGUAAGUCAAGCUUUCGGCACUAACGGAACUCCUAAGAUUUAUCCUUCGUACACAGAGGAGAUUUUUUAAAUUUUUUCGUUCAGUUAAACACAGUUGAGGGAAUUAAUGCCUUUUUUGAGAAUUAUUUCCAAAAGACAUCGUCUUCUAUAAUUAAUAUACAUGGGUGAGUCUAAGGCUUGAUUAAAUCAGUCUCAUUUUACUCAAGAUUUGGCAGAAUCAAUGUAUAGGUUUAUCCAUGGUUUCUUUUACAUUCAGAUUUUCCUCAAUGACUUCCAUCUUUGGUAUACUUAUUGCUGUUCCCCCACUCCUACUGAGCUUUCCCCACAUUACUUUGAUUGUGAUUCUUGUGAACCUGGGGAGAAAGAGGGCCAACAUACUUUGUAAGAAUUAUUUUUCGAAGGGCUGUCCUCAGUCCAUUUGAAGUCCUCUGCCACCCAUGCAGCUGUGCCUACUUUAAUGGACAGAUCUAUCAUGAUUCUUGGGAACAUAAGUGUCUCUGCCUCUCUCACUUCCCCUUAGUUCUGUAUACCAUUAUACAUCUUUGGUUUUUUUUUUGGUUUGAUCCACUGAAUGAAAACCUUCUCAACUCAAUUUAACAUUCUGUUGGCUCUGAAUUCCAUGGAUUUCUCAUUUUCUUAAUGUUGAUGGUUUAAGAAUAUUUAAUUUGUUCAUUGUUAAAAGUUUUUUUUCUACUUGGUUCUUUUUGCUGGGAAAUGCUGUAUUGAAUACAGCUGAAAUGCCUUAGCACACUUCUGGAUGUUGAUCUAACUCUGAUAAUUGUCUUUGUGAACUGGAGAAUGGGCAGGACUGGCCUUUUUUAAAAUCAUCCUGAUCUAGAUGAGGUGCUUGAGGCAUUGUUUUUCUGUGUUUAACCAUAUAUGUUGAACACUCCAAAUAAAUGUAUUAUCCUCAAGAUACUGGGCAAACUCUGGGAAUGGACUCAUGAUAUAGUCACAGGAAUUCAUUAGUGAAAAUUUUCAUUCGGAGUGUUUCAGUUUUCAUCCAUACUGCUGCAACAUUAACUGUUCCAAAGCUGUUGAUGUAAGUGUGGACUUGUGUGCUAAAUAAAAUAUUCUGUAACUAACAGAACUAAUGAAUGGGGAAGUGGCGAACUCCUUUGCUGGGUCCAGAUGAUGUCAUCUGCAUUACUGUGGUGGUAGAUUCACAAAAGAUCGUGCAUGUGAUUUGCUUGUUGUUGAUGACUUCUGUCAGCUUUUUCUCUUUAAGAAGCCACCUCUUUGUGCUUGCAGUUUUGUAUUCGUGGAGUCGGAGUAUUUGCAGUCUGUUUGCUCCAUGAAUUCUAAGCACUUUCAGCCACCAUAGUUCAGUCAUCAAUUACAAAGUGUACCAUUGGAAAAAAAAUAAACAAGUAAAUUAUUUAAA
Messenger RNA from Carcharodon carcharias (great white shark), 5113 nucleotides. RefSeq lists its product as uncharacterized. The record is from RefSeq and is a predicted model, not a curated record. The transcript is spliced from 7 exons. The coding region runs from base 335 to 1861 and encodes 508 amino acids. NCBI's taxonomy places the organism in Eukaryota, Metazoa, Chordata, Chondrichthyes, Lamniformes, Lamnidae.